AUGGAGUCCAAAGGCUUUUCCUUUUGUUUAUUAUGUGUUUUUGUCACGAUAAACUUAUGCAAUGGCUCCAGAUUGAGCUACUUCGACCAGACUCCUGUGAAGUCCAUUAAGGGUAGAGAUGGUGAUGUAAUAGAUUGUGUGGAUGCCUCAAAUCAACCAGCAUUUGAUCAUCCCUUGCUCAAGAACCAUGACGUUCAGAAAGGGUCGAGCAAUUCAGAUAGUGUUAACAAAUUAAAAAUGCAAUCUUGGCAACUCGAUGGGAGUUGUCCAGAGGGAACCAUUACUAUAAGAAGAACAACUCAAGAAGAUAGAAUCCGUGCAAACUCAAUCAACAGCUUCCGGGUCAGCAAGAACCAUGGGAGCAGUAGUAGUUUUCAAGCAAAUUCGGAUUCAAAGCCCCAUGGUUUCUUCCAGUAUGCUACGGUCCGUGUGGAGGGUGGCGAGUACUAUGGAGCAAAGGCAGUCAUGAACGUAUGGGCCCCCGAUGUGAGGCUUAAUGAUGUCAGUGCGUCUCAGGUUUGGGUUCUUGGAGGUUCUGAUUCUGACCUGAAUGCAAUUGUAGUUGGUUGGCAUAUUCUCCCAGAAUUGUAUGGAGAUAAUAGAACGAGGUUCUACACUUAUUGGACUAGGGACAACUAUAAAUCUACUGGAUGCUACAACCUGCUGUGUGAAGGAUUUGUGCAGAUCAGCAACAAGUUUGCUUUAGGGGCACCUUUUCAUCUCCUUUCUAACACAAACGCUUUAGAAAUCGAAUUUUCUGUGGUUAUCUUUAAGGGCAAAAAUGGUUGGUUGUUGCAAUUGGAUGAUUUUAUACUAGGCUAUUGGCCAUAUUCAAUAUUUACUAGUCUUAAAAACGAAGCGACUUUGAUUGAAUGGGGAGGAUUCGUAUUCAACUCGCAAAUUGAUGGAAAACAAAGUACACCAACUCAAAUGGGCAGUGGCCAUUUUCCUAAAGAAGGCCUUAAAAAAGCAAGUUACAUGAGACAACUUCAAGUAGUUGAUGAGAACUUGAAAUUAAGAAGUCUUGAAUCUCCGCAGCCCUUAGCUACUCAACCAAAUUGCUAUGAUGUAACAUUGGCUAACAACAAGCUUUGGGGAGAUUUCAUCUUAUACGGAGGUCCCGGAAGAAACCCUAAUUGCCCAUGA
Molecule: messenger RNA, 1146 nt
Organism: Oldenlandia corymbosa var. corymbosa
Lineage: Eukaryota; Viridiplantae; Streptophyta; Magnoliopsida; Gentianales; Rubiaceae
Source: the annotation of a GenBank genome assembly